Messenger RNA from Microplitis mediator, 3226 nucleotides. RefSeq names its product regulator of telomere elongation helicase 1 homolog (gene Rtel1). The transcript has 3 exons. Gene Ontology annotation, biological process: negative regulation of t-circle formation; DNA repair; negative regulation of DNA recombination. The coding region runs from base 164 to 3226 and encodes 1020 amino acids. Gene Ontology annotation, cellular component: nucleus. NCBI's taxonomy places the organism in Eukaryota, Metazoa, Arthropoda, Insecta, Hymenoptera, Braconidae. The record is from RefSeq and is a predicted model, not a curated record. Gene Ontology annotation, molecular function: DNA polymerase binding; DNA binding; hydrolase activity, acting on acid anhydrides, in phosphorus-containing anhydrides.
AAUAAUUUUUAAAAAAUUAAUUGAAAAUAUUUGAAUUCAAAAAUAAUAAAAGUGUUUUUAAGUUUGAGGUUAUUUUAAAAUCGUAUGAAAUAAAUAAUUUAAUUAAUUUAAAAAGUAAUACGAAUUUUAAUUAGUGUGUUAAUUAAAUAAUUAAAUAAUUAAAAUGCCGGAAAUAAAAAUAAAUAAUAUAAUUGUUAAUUUUCCAUUUGAACCUUACGAUGUACAAAAAACUUAUAUGUCAAAAGUUAUCGAAUGUUUACAAAAUAAAAAACAUGGAGUACUCGAAUCACCUACAGGAACUGGUAAAACUUUGUGUCUUUUAUGUUCAUCAUUGAGUUGGUUGAUGACAAAGAAAGCGCAUCUGCAGGCGCAGAUGCUCGUCGGGGCUGUGGACAAUCCGGAGUUUGGCGGUAAAUUUUUUGAAAAAUUAAAAAAAGACUUGGAGAUGGCAAGUGGAGGUGGAAGUGCUGAUGGAGAUGGGAGUGAAGGUGGAGGAGGUGGAGGGGUGGGAAAAAGCCAAGGGUUCGGGUGGUCGCAGCCGAAGAUCAUUUACGCCUCGCGAACUCACUCGCAGCUGACUCAGGUGAUGGGCGAGUUAAAGAGGACGAGCUUCAAGCAUCUGAAGGUCGCAGUUAUCGGAUCGAGGGACCAGUUGUGUAUUCAUCCGGAGAUUUCUAAAGAGAGCAACUCGGCUGAUAAAAUUCAUCUGUGUCAGGCCAAAGUUAGGACGCGCUCGUGCAUGUAUUACAAUAAUGUGGAAAACAGAAAAGAAGAAGCGAUUUUCAAAGACACAAUUUGCGACAUCGAAGACCUAGUGAAAGCGGGAACAAAAUUCAAAUGCUGCCCUUAUUUCAUGGCCAAGGAGCUGAAACAGUCUGCAGACAUAACAUUCAUGCCAUACAACUACCUCCUGGACGCCAAAACCCGUCGCUCCCAGGCCAUCGACCUGCAGAACCACAUAAUCCUCCUCGACGAAGCGCACAAUGUCGAAAAAACCUGCGAGGAGUCAGCGUCCCUCCAGAUCUCCAGCACGGACAUCGCUCUCUGCAUCGACGAGAUCUCCUCAGUAAUGAAGCGCCUGCUCGAGGAAGAAGAAUCUCCCGACAUCGGGUUCGACGACAAGGAAGCGCAGAAAGAUUUCACCGCCGACGACCUCUGCCUCCUGAAGAGCAUCUUCCUGGCCCUAGAGUCAGCCAUCGACGCCCUGGUCAUCAAAGAACCCAAGGGUGACACCUAUCCCGGGUCAUUCAUCUUCGAACUCCUCGAGUCCGCGGAACUCACCUCCAAGGAACUCCAGGUCGCGGACAAACUGGACAAGAUCGUCCUCUGGCUCUCCACGACCUCGACGUCGCCCUUCGCCCGAGCAGGUCGCGCGCUCCAGAAGUUCUCUGACUUUAUCCGCACAGUCUUCACCAGCUCCGCGUCCUCAAUGUCCCGUCACCGUGAGCGAAUCCGCGACUGCUACAAGAUCUUCAUCACCCCCGAGCCCACCAAGUCCAAGAAAGACGGCUGGAACGCGACGAAACCCGUCAACCAAUCAGCCAAGUUGAUCAGCUACUGGUGCUUCAGUCCCGGGUUCGGGAUGCGGCAACUCCUAGAGCUCGGUGUCCACUCGAUCAUCCUGACCAGCGGAACCCUUUCGCCCUUGAAGCCGUUCAUCUCCGAACUGGGAAUCCCCAUCGACGUCCAACUGGAAAACCCCCACAUCGUCGCGACCAAGCAAAUCAGCAUCGGGGUCCUGGGUCAGGGUCCCGACGGCCAUCCUCUGAACUCUUCCUUCAACACCAGGAACGACCCCAAGUACAUCUCCAGCCUCGGGAGGACGAUCUUCAACUUCAGCUGCCUCAUUCCUCAUGGACUCCUGGUCUUCUUCCCCUCGUACCCGAUAAUGAAGAAGUGCUGCGACGACUGGCAGCAAACCGGCAUCUGGAGUACCAUCUGCGCUAAGAAGCCCGUCUUCGUCGAGCCUCAGGGUAAGGACACAUUCAAUGCCAUUAUCAAUGAUUACUAUGCUAAGAUUAGAGACCCAGCAGCCAGGGGCGCCAUUUUUCUCGCGGUCUGCAGAGGAAAAGUCAGUGAAGGUCUUGAUUUUUCUGACAAUUACGGCCGCGCUGUGUUGGUAACCGGUCUGCCUUAUCCGCCGAUGAUGGACCCCAGGGUCCUGCUCAAGCAGAAAUAUUUAGACGAGGUCAGGGUCAAAAACAAGGGAGGUCUAACUGGCGCCCAGUGGUACCAAUUAGAGGCCUCCCGGGCGGUUAAUCAGGCAGUGGGGAGAAUAAUUCGACAUAUUGGUGAUUUUGGCGCCAUUAUUUUGUGCGACUGCAGGUUCAAUGGCGCCCAGUUCAAGGAACAUUUGUCCAAGUGGUUGAAGCCCUACGUCAAAAAUUACAGUAAUUUUGGGAUGGUGACGAGAGAGCUGAGGGAUUUCUUUAAAAAUGUUGGGGUCUGUGUUCGAAAUGAGCGCGAGGUAUCGACAGUCGAUAGGUUGCCGACGGUCGGUAGGCUACCGGCGGUCGGUAGUACAGAGGCCGGUAGUGCAGUGAGGGCUGGCAGGAGUGGGGGUGAAGUCAGGGAGGAAAAUGUCGAUCUGGGAGCUUACAAAAGUGAGGGUCAGGAUAAAAGUGAUAAGGGUACGAUUAAUUUUGUCACCAGCAAAGUUAAGGGCAACUGGAGUGGGAGGAGUUGGGAGGCUACGAAAGAAGAGGGCGACUCUGUUGCUAAGAAAAGGAAACUUAAGAUACAGAAGUUCGAGGUUAAUUAUUUAGAGGCCGAUAACUCAGUCGGUAAAAUGGAAUCGACGGUCGGUAAAACAGAUUUUAAUGUUGGGAGAGGGGAUUUGAAGGCUGGGAGUGGGGGUAAGAGUAAAGGUGGGGGGUCUGGAAGGACGAUGGAGACAGGAAGUGCCGGUAAGGAAGAAAAUUCGGUAAAUAGAGCGGGAAAUUCAAAUGGAAAAGUGGAAAAAAAUGAUGAUAAGAAAUCAAUUGGACAGAAAUAUUUGAAAAGUGUAAAAAAAUCGUUGACGAAAGAAAAUUUUCAAAUUUUUGCUAAAAUUAUUGAGAGUUAUCGCGCUCAGGGUAAUUUUAGUGAGUUGUGUAAGACAUUGGAAAAAUUAUUUUUGGAAAGUGGAAAGGAAAUGAAAGACUUGUUUGUGGGGUUCAAGACUUUUUUGAAAAAACAGCAUAUUGAGGAGUUUGAUAAUUACUGCAAGCGUUUUAAGUUGUUGUGA